UUCUACUCAACCAACCCCCACCAAUUAAGCUUUCUAUAUAAACAGCAUCUUCAUGUAACUAAGAAUUUCAUCUCCAUCUUUUUUUUCUUCUCUUUAAUUAGAAUUAUUUUUCUUUAUUAGUAGAAUUUUUGUAUGUACAAUUGACUAGUAGUGACCACACACUUAUAACAAAUAUAACCAUAUAGCAUAUAGAUUUGCAAAUUUAGAAAUUCAUUUCGAUCAAUUGAGGAUUUUAUAUGUUAAUAAGUCAUCUUCCCAUGGACACCGCCAAGUUCUCCGUAGUCCUACCUCGUGUCCUCAUCGUCUCUAGACGAACCGUUCGUAAGAACAAAUUUGUUGAUUUUGUUGGAGAAUAUCAUCUUGAUCUUAUAGUAAGCUAUGGAGCUGUCCCAGUUAUAGUACCUAGAGUUUCAGGGGUCCAUAUGUUAUUGGAAAGCUUUGAACCAAUACAUGGAGUACUUCUAUGUGAAGGAGAAGAUAUAGACCCUUCUUUAUACGAAGACGAAUCCAAUAAUCUAUCUCCUCAAGAAAUCGAAGAAAUUCGAAGACAACAUGUGAGUGACACUGCCAUUGACAAAGAAAAAGACACUAUUGAGCUGAGAUUGGCAAAGCUCUGUCUUGAAAGGAACAUACCUUUCUUGGGAAUAUGUCGAGGCUCGCAGGUACUUAAUGUAGCAUGUGGAGGAACUCUUUAUAGAGACAUUGAGAAAGAUCUCUCAAGAAACCUCCCUCAAGAUAAAAGGGUAGUUCACAUUGAUUAUGAUAACUAUGAUAAUCAUAGGCAUGUUGUCAAGAUUAUUGAAAAUACCCCAUUGCACUAUUGGUUCAAAGAUUCAUUAUUAGAAGAUAAUAAAAUGGAAAUUUGUGUGAAUAGUUAUCACCAUCAAGGAGUCAAGAAAUUAGCUCAAAGAUUUGUUCCUAUGGCAUUUUCACAUGAUGGUUUAAUUGAAGGGUUCUAUGAUCCUGAUGCUUAUAAUCCUGAGGAAGGUAAAUUUAUUAUGGGAUUGCAAUUUCAUCCUGAGAGAAUGAGGCAACAAGAUACAGAUGAGUUUGAUUAUCCUGGAUGCACUUUUGCUUAUCAGGAGUUUGUGAAGGCUGUAGUUGCUUACAACAAGAAGUUAUCACCAAGUGUCCAAAAACCCACAAAGCUUAAUCAAGAAAUGGAAAAAAAGAGGAAAAUAAUAGUUAGAAGUUUUUCUCUUGCUAGGAAUAUAUAUGAAGGAAGCAGCCAGAUGCAUCCAUCUAAAGAAUCUGACUUAGAUGCUGGAGCAGAGUUCCUAGAGUCAAAUACAGCAUUGAGUAUUCAGCAAGAGGCAAGGUUAAUUGAAAUGGGAGCCACAGUGAGAAUUGGAUGUUCCUACUUGGAGAAAUUGAAGAUGAAUGAGGAGAGAGAAGGGUUAGCUAGAAAGAUAAUGUUCAAAAUGUCUGUGGAACAGUUGUCUGAUCUCAAGUCUUUCUACAACAUGGUGGGACAAAUAUGUUCUGAAGUAUUAGAAAGAAAACUCCAAGAUAUUGUUAAUGAAGUUGCCUCUUCAUGAAUUCCUUCUUGGAUCCUUCUGCAUGAGUUUUUGUUUUUUAUUUCUUUGUUGUCAAGUUUUUAUGUACUACUCUUUUUUUCCUUUGUGACAUCACAUGAAUGGAAGUUAGUUUCUUUUUCUCUCA
This is a messenger RNA of Solanum dulcamara, 1662 nucleotides long. RefSeq names its product putative glutamine amidotransferase GAT1_2.1. Gene Ontology annotation, cellular component: cytosol. The record is from RefSeq and is a predicted model, not a curated record. Bases 237 to 1538 code for a protein of 433 amino acids. Gene Ontology annotation, molecular function: hydrolase activity, acting on carbon-nitrogen (but not peptide) bonds, in linear amides. NCBI's taxonomy places the organism in Eukaryota, Viridiplantae, Streptophyta, Magnoliopsida, Solanales, Solanaceae. The transcript has 5 exons.